UACCUGCCUGUUGGUGCACUGUAGGAGGAAACUGGUGUACCUGGAUAUCUACAUGAGGAAAACAUGAAAACCCAACAACAAAGGGAGCAUCGGUUACAACUGGGAAUCAAACCUGAAACCCUCUUGUUGUAAGGCUAAAGCACUUACUAACUGCAAAACUGCAAAAAAAAAAAAAAAAAAAAAACUAUUCAAAUAACUAAUUAAAAGACAAAGUCCUCUUCCACCGUGUGACUAAAAUGUAAAAAAACAAACAUGAAUUAAUUCAUUAACACCAUUCACAGUACAACCAGUGUACACCAGCUCAGCAAAAGUUUUGCAAACUUUCUUAAAGUGCAAAAAAACAGGAUUUUCUAUCUUAAAGUUCUCUCUCCUUCUCACACACUCUCACACACACGCACACGCACAAAAAAAGAUUUGUGAGGAGGGCAGCAGCCUGCUGGGUAAUCACUCGCCAUCACUUCCCCUCGGCCUUUUUUGUGAAUGGAGCUCAUUAUGCAUGCAGCCUCCACGCAGCUCCAUUCACAAGCAGCGGCAGCAGCAGCAGCUCCCUCCUCUGUGUGCACGGCUGCGUGGAUCUCACUCCACUCAGCCUAAAUGACCACAAACGGUUAACGGACGGAUUAUAAGAUGGAUGGAUAUUUGGACCAGCAAGUGCCUUACACUUUAGCAAAUAAGACGCUAGGAAAUGGGCCCCUAAAUAGACUGUUGAUGGCAGCAAAAAGGAAAUACAUGGACACAGAAUUACCCCCUCAGGACUCUGAAGACCUCUUCCAGGAUUUAAGCCAACUCCAAGAGACAUGGCUCACAGAAGCUCAGGUUCCUGACAGUGACGAGCAGUUUGUUCCUGAUUUCCAUUCUGAGAACUCAGUGGCAUUUCACAGCCCUCCAGUCACUAUCAAGAAGGAGCCGCAAAGCCCCGGCUCCGACCCCAGCCAGUCCUGUAGCCACAAGCAGAGCUUUAGCUACCCUAAUGGAGAGCAGUGCCUUUAUGCCAGUGCCUAUGAGCAGAAAAGGGCUGCAGGAGGAGCUAAGAGCUCCUGCCCCGGGACACCAAUGUCUCCAAUGCAGCAGCAUUACUCCCCAAAACCUGCCACAGCCGGACGGCCUGACGCUGGCUACAUGAACCCGACUGCCACCUCCCAGCCACUGCCCAGCAACACUUACCCCAUCAAUACCAGGUAUCAGGGCCCUUCAGGAGACCCCAUGUGCCCCCAGUUCCCUCCACCAGGGCAGGCCUUUCAGCGAAUGUCAUCUGCACCAGCAGGACAUGGCAGCAGUGGAGCUGGUGGAGGUGGAGGGCCAGGGGGCGGAGGGGGUGGAGGUGGUGCAGGUUAUCAUCGGCAGCACUCUGACCCCUGCAUGCCCUACUUGCAGCAGAGCUUUAAGCAAGAAUACAUGGACCCGCUAUAUGAGCGGGCAGCUCACAUGGCUGGGCCGGUGCAUGAAAGUGGGCCAGGACAGGGACAUGGUCAUGGAUCGCACUCUACCCCACAUCCACAUCAACACCCACAGCCACAUCCACACAGGUUCCCACCGGCUCAUAUGAUGGUCAAGCAGGAGCCCACAGACUACACCUACGAACCUGAUGUUCCUGGAUGCCCAUCCAUGUACCACCACAACGAGGGCUACCCGAACCCCCAGCACAGCAACGAGGGAUAUCUGUUCGAAAAUGACUCUCGUGUGGUUCCAGAAAAAUUCGAAGGUGAGGUAAAGCAGGAGGGGGGCGGCGUUUUUCGCGAGGGAACACCUUACCAGCGCCGAGGCUCUCUGCAGCUCUGGCAGUUCCUGGUGGCUCUCCUGGAUGACCCCGGCAACAGCCACUUCAUUGCCUGGACCGGCCGUGGCAUGGAGUUCAAACUAAUUGAACCUGAAGAGGUUGCAAGGCUGUGGGGCAUGCAGAAGAACCGUCCAGCCAUGAACUACGACAAACUCAGCCGCUCUCUGCGCUACUAUUAUGAGAAGGGAAUCAUGCAGAAGGUGGCAGGAGAGCGCUACGUUUACAAGUUUGUUUGUGAGCCCGAGGCUCUCAUCUCCCUGGCCUUCCCCGACAAUCAGCGGCCUAGCCUGAAGGUGGAGUUUGAGCGCUAUGUCAACGAGGAGGACACUGUGCCCCUGUCCCACCUGGACGACGGUGUCCCCUACACCACAGAACAAGCCCCACAAAACAUGGGCCCACAGCCCUACUCCAAAGGCUACAUGUAUUAAAGCCAGCCAACAGCCCCGCUCCUUUAUCCCCACCUACAGAAAUGUUGUACCCACCCAUCGUCAUACACCCCAUGAAACCCCAUGCACCUAUUGCACAUUGCCCACCCCACCCACUUGUAUAUAAGGCUAUGGUGUUUUUGUUUUAAAUUAAUCUCAUUAGGGAUUUUUUUGUCUGUUUUCAAGAGCUGCAUUCCUCUCACAUCUGAGGCCUAUUCAGUCCAUAAACAUGACUGUGGUUAAAAAGUUUGCUUAAUAAAUAACCAUGAUACCCAAACUGACACCUGCUUCAUGUUUGUCUCACAUUGUAACAGAAGAACAUUUAGUCUAAAUAUUAUUAAACUACACAUAAGCCAAGGCAGCACAGUACAAUGAAGUAGUGGCACCACAGUAGUUUGAGAACCACUCUUCCAUGUAGCUAGAAUUUUGGUAGAGUAAAAGCACAUUUCUAUAAAGAAAAUAUAUAGAAACAUACAAGGAAUACAUUCAUUAUUUUAUCUGUAAACAAAACAAUAGUGUUGUUUUUUUUGAGUUACUUGAAAACUGUAAAAAUUAGAAAACACAGCUCAAUCUUUACAAUUUUAUGGCCACUGUAGCAUUGCUGUACUCUACUGGUGAGAAGGAACCAAUGCUACCCAAACGUUCUUGUUGACGAAGUGCGGUGAGCAGCAGGAACCUAUCUAUCAUUAUAUAGAACAUUUUAUGAUUCAUGAAACGCAAGAUUUUAAGUUUGGACAUUUACAAAUUUGUAGUCAUUGGUUUUCCAUCCUGUAAAUCUUCACUUAUCCUGUUCUGCAAAACUAAAAAUUAACCAAAGUUUGUAGUUUUAGUUCUGAAGAACUGAACAAGUCACAACUGACUAGAACUGUAAGAGAACCAUUAUCAGAAUAGAUGAGAAGCUUCGCAGACCUUUUGGCAACAAGUGUAUAGAUCCCCUACAGCUAUUGAAGGUACCUACAUUUGUUUAAAAAAACACUAAAAACACCGCCUUUCAGCCACAAUCUGUAGCUAGUUAGCUUAAAGAGUGAAAAUAAGAGAAAAUGGAGAGGUACUGUGUUAUUUAGUGACCAUUAGUGGUGCUGUUAAAAUUUCAACUUAAAUGUUGACAGAGCCACUUAAGCAGAAUCAAUAAUACUAAUACAAUAAAACGUAGAUAAUUAGCCUGUAUUUAAAACUUUACAC
Molecule: messenger RNA, 3384 nt
Organism: Cynoglossus semilaevis (tongue sole)
Lineage: Eukaryota; Metazoa; Chordata; Actinopteri; Pleuronectiformes; Cynoglossidae
Gene: etv4
Product: ETS variant transcription factor 4
Exons: 12
Coding region: 628-2205 (525 amino acids)
Biological process (GO): cell differentiation; regulation of transcription by RNA polymerase II
Cellular component (GO): nucleus
Molecular function (GO): DNA-binding transcription factor activity, RNA polymerase II-specific; sequence-specific DNA binding
Source: RefSeq, a predicted model, not a curated record